GUUGCAGUUUUGCAACAGCUGGAGGCACCCUGGUUGGGAAACACUGAUUUGAUGAAUGAGAUUGUGUUUACUGAUGUCGACAGCUGUCACGUGUCGUCCAUAUUUAAAGGGGUCCUGGGCGGAGUAAACAAGGCUGGUGUUUACUAUGCCGCCCAGUUAUGGCUCAGAUCCCCGCCCAGCGCUGCCCAUGAUGCCACCCAUAGUGGCUGAGACUUCAUAAUAAAGUCAGAAGAAGGUCGAGCAAGUGAGGACAGAGGUGAAGUGAGUUAUUAUGAUGAUCGGUCACAUGAUGCAGGAGGAGCGGAGCUUACUUGAAAUUGACUUUGAUUAUACAGUGACAAAUUACACUGUGGGGGCAGGGCUCCUCGUGGGUGGAGUCUGCUUACUCUGGCUGAUCCAAUGGAUAUCUCAAGGUCAACAGUCAGAACCCCCAGAACCUCAAACUCCAAGACGGCCAACACAGAAGACUCCUCACAAGCAGAGUAAGAAGAGAAAGAAGGUGCUGAGCAUAAAGCAAAGGAUUCGGAGGGGCUGGGUACAACCUCCUGCUGCACCACAUCACCAAUCCAUGCCCAAUCCGCUCCUCAGCCACCCUUCUGAAUCGGAGACCACGGAUUUGCCCCCUGAAGUGCUUUAUAUGCUCCAAAGUGUUCGCUUGCUGGGACACUUUGAGCGCCCUCUCUUCUUGUCAUUGUGCCAACACGUGGUGUAUGAGUAUUAUGAACCCGGACAUUUGGUCUUCUGCCCUGGGCAGCCUGACUCCAGUAUUUACAUAGUCCUGGAAGGAAAACUUGAGCUUUCACUCACCGAACCAGACGGUACCAGACAUUAUAUGAAGUCAGUGGAUCCUGGUGACAGUGUGCACAGUCUUCUCAGUAUUCUGGAUGUUCUCACGGGUCACCAGAGGCCUUAUCGCACAGUGACGGCAAAGGCCAUAGAAAAAAGCACCGUACUGCGUCUUCCUGUGGAAGCAUUUUGUGCCGUCUUUAAGCUGUAUCCACAAAGCCUCAUCCGGACUGUUCAGAUUAUAGCCCUUCGUCUGCAAAGAGUCACUUUCCUUGCUCUACAUCAUUAUCUGGGACUGACCAUUGAGCUAUUCCAGCAUGAACUGCAGGCGGAAUCAGGCACUUCUCCAGCUACACGACCUCGUCUUGCUAGAAGUAUGACGCACGUUGAAGGUGACAAGGAAAGUGCCUCUAUGGCAUCACCAACUCGCCAAAGACCUCCACCAUUGGGACGUUGCAAAUCUUCUUCUUCAGGAAGACCAGGGUUUUGGCGGUCCCUGGACUGUGAGCUGGAGCAGAGUCGUAUGCUACAGACGCCUGCAUCUACACCUGCUGUGGAUCCAGACUUGGAAGCUGAGAUGACAAAGGCAUUAUUAGAGAAUGGAAAAAGACAGAUGGCCAAACUGAUGGACCUUGAGGAUGCUUCUUUACUGGAAAAUAAGGUUUCUCUUCAUCAUGUUAAGGCCGAGACCAUUAUUGCAUGGAAAGGAGAACAGGAUGUUGGGCUCCACUAUGUCCUCUCAGGCCGCUUCCAUAUUUAUCAAGGACUCACGGGCCAAGAGGACUCUUGUAUCUUUGUGACGGCUCCUGGUGAGAUGAUCGGACAGCUGACUGUCCUUACUGGAGAACCCCUGAUCUUCACCAUAAGAGCUGUCCAAGACACCUCCUUCUUAUGCCUGAGUCGGACUCACUUUUACCAGAUCCUCCGUUCUCAUCCACAUGUUCUUCUCUCCGUGGCACAUUCUGUUGCUCGGCGUGUCUCUCCAUUUGUGAGACAGGUGGAUUUUGCCAUUGAUUGGAUCGGGGUGGAGGCUGGUAAAGAGCUUUAUAGAAAGGGGGAUCCUUCAGACUGUACAUAUAUUGCACUGAAUGGUCGCCUUCGCUCAGUCAUCCAGCACCCAGACGGGAAGAAACGUGUAGUUGGGGAACACGGACGAGGAGCGCUCAUUGGUAUGGUUGAGGCGUUAACCCAUCAACCAAGAGCAACAUCAGUUCACGCAAUACGAGAUUCUGAAUUAGCAAAACUGCCAGAUGGGGCUUUGUCUUAUAUCAAAAGGAGACACCCACAGGUGGUGACCAGACUAAUUCAUAUUUUAAGCCAUAAAAUCCUGGGAAAUCUACAGCAACCACAAGGUGACCUUACUGACCCUGGCAAUGUUGCCAACAAUCUCUGCACUGUAUGCGUUUUACCUUGCAGUAACAAUGUCCCUCUCACUGCAUUUACCAUGGAGCUCAGACAUGCAAUGAAUGCCAUAGGACCAACUCUGGUUCUUACAAGUGACAUCAUCAGGGUGCGGCUUGGAGCCUAUGCCUUAGAAAGUACCCAUGAUUGUCAGUUGUCUACCUGGCUCGCUCAGCAAGAAGACCUUCACCGUAUUGUCCUAUACCAAACUGAAUUUUCCCUCACACCAUGGACCAUACGCUGCAUCCGUCAGGCUGACUGUAUUUUACUGGUAGGAUUAGGAGAAGAAGAGCCAGCACUGGGGGAGCUAGAAAAGUUCCUUGAGAAUUCUCCUGUAAGAGCCCUCAAGCAACUUGUUCUUCUUCACCGGAUGGAUGGUCCUUCUCCUUCAGGAACAGUAGAAUGGCUAAAACUGAGGAACUGGGUCUCGGGACAUUUUCAUAUUCGAGGUCCAAAGAGGAUGUUCACAAAGAGACCACCUCAUAAAAUGUUGGAUUUCUACUCCAAAAUCCUGAAGAAAGAAGUUGACUAUCAUAGUGACUUCUCUCGACUUGCUCGAACUUUAACAGGAAACGCCAUUGCUUUAGUAUUAGGUGGUGGUGGAGCUAGAGGGUUUGCUCAUGUUGGGAUUAUAAAGGCGUUGGAAGAGGCAGGAAUUCCGGUGGACAUGGUGGGAGGAACCUCCAUGGGGGCAUUGGUUGGUGGUGUUUAUGCUGAAGAACUUGAUGCCAGUAAAACUAAAGAGAGGACCAGCAAAUGGGCAGAGAUGAUGUCCUCUCUGCCAAGGACUGCUCUUGAUCUCACCUACCCCAUCACCUCCCUGUUAUCAGGAUCCAGGUUCAACACAACCUUGAUUCACCUUUUUGGACAGCGGCAAAUCCAGGACCUAUGGCUUCCAUAUUUCUGCAUCACAACAGAUAUCAGUUCUUCUUCAAUGAGAAUUCACCAAGAAGGCAUACUUUGGCGCUACAUUCGAGCAACUACCUCCUAUAUGCCAUAUCUUCCUCCUCUGUGCGACCCGGUGGACAAUCACUUAUUACUGGACGGAUGCUAUGUCAAUAAUCUUCCAGCGGAUGUGGCCCGUUCUAUGGGGGCACGUACAGUCCUUGCAGUUGAUGUUGGACAGCAGGGAGAAUGGCAUACCUAUAAUUAUGGAGAUAGUCUCUCUGGCUGGUGGCUACUUUGGAAUCGUAUAAACCCUUGGGGAACAAAAGUGAAGAUCCCAGACAUGGCAGAGCUACAGUCCCGCUUGUCAUAUGUCUCUUGUGUGCGGCACCUCCAGAUGGUGAAGCUCAGUGGCUACUGUGAGUAUCUGUGCCCUCCGGUGCAGCGCUUCUCUACAUCUGAAUUCCGUCGCUUCCAGGAAGUAUGUGACAUUGGAUACGACUAUGGGAAGCUCAUAUUCACUGAGUGGCAUCGAGGAGAUGUCAUUGAGAAGAUGCUACAGGACCGAAGUGCCCCAGAAUUAGACCAGCGCCAUGAGAGUGGUGUUGGCAUGGCCCCAGGCUUCACCGAUCUGGCCGAAAUUGUGUCCCGUAUAGAACCUGCCAGCAAUCGAUACAUUUACCAACACCAGAAAGUGGCAGACGAGAGAGACCAUGUAAUGCAUUAUGCAGAGGAAUCUUUGCUUAGUGAAGACAAUCCUGAGACCGAGUACAGAAGUGACGCCUGUAAGACAGAUGAAGAGAAGUCACUGAGGAUUAAACACGGUUUUGGCUCCGAUCCUCCUCAUUGAACUUUUGAUUCAUUGUUGCUGUGAAGUUAUAGAAAUAAAACAAUAAUUCCAUAGGUCAUUUAUUAAAACGGAAAAACUGGAACUGGCCUUGUUGCCCAUAGCAACCAAAUACAUUGCAGUUUAUUUUUUUUUUUCAGAGUAAAAGGAAGAAAUGGAGGCUGAGCUCUGACUAGUUGCUAUGGGCAACCAAUCUGAUAACUGGGCCUAUUUGUUGUAUUUCUGGGAUUGAUAAAGUGUACCUGUCAUUUAAAAACAAAACCCAUUUAAUGUGUCACAGAGACAUGUCAAAAGUGUUGAUUGGUCGGGGUCUCAGCAUUAAGGAGCAGGAGAAUGAGCGGGGAUAAGCGUUGCGGUAGCAUGCGUCACUCCUUGUCUCGCAGCUCCAUUAUAAGGAUGGGUUCACACAACAGAAUUUUUAGCGUGCACCUUAUACACUGCUGAGUUUGGAAAUUCAAAUUCUGAACUCCCCCCGGACGAACAAAUAUGUUCAUUCUUUUUGCCGAUCUGUUCAAAGAUACUUGGCAAUGUUGCCCACGCGGUUCUUGUGCCGACUGCUGUCAGCAGUGCCCCCCUUGGAAUCUUCAGCCGUGAAUUUUCUGUCAAGAGAGUCCGUCACGUGAACCCGGCUUGAGUCUCUAGGGCAGCAAGGAAAGAUAGCUGAGAACCGGGGAGUAAUGUACACUUCUGUGAGCUUACCCUUGCUCGUUUUCCUGAUUGGUGAGGGUCUCAGCACCGAGACCCUGAAGGAUCAAAACUUUUUACAUGCCUCCCUGACAUGUCCAAAAAUGUUUUAAAUGACUGCGACACUUUAAAGUUGCAGCCGACUUUUGGGAAUGCAACAGCAUGUAUUAUAUAUUGUGUAUUUAUAGCACUUGACCUGUAGAUGGCACUGUGUCCAUUUAGGUUACUGGUUGUAUAUGUCUGUGAACUUGUUGGUACACUCACAGAAAGGAAGUUAAAGGCGUACUGUGCUGCUAGACAUCUUAUCCCCUAUCCAAAGAAUAGGGGAUUAAGAUGUCUGAUCGAGGGAGGCCCCCUGUGAUCUCCCACAGCACAUUGUGUUCUAAACAAACACUGGGUUCCUGCAGCAGUGGUCAUGACGUCAGGGCACACUCCCUCCAUUCAUGUCUAUGGGAGGGGGCAUUGACACCCCCCCUCCCAUAGACAUGAAUGGAGGGAGCGUGGUGUGACGUCACAAGGGGGUGUGGCUGGGAUGUCCCGAUCACAGCCUCUGGCUCCGAACAAAAUGUUUAGAACGGUGGAGCACUGGAGUACACUUUUCAUUUUUUUUCUUCUUAUGCUCUCUUUUCCUUCAUGCCAUGAUGGCUACUGUUACAGUCUGCUGAUAUGUUUUGUACGUUUGCAGUUUAAUCCAUAUAAGUAAACCUAGUCUUGCCUCAUCAAAAGCUUCCAGUGUUUUCUCUAAUACAUAACCAACACCAACUACCCACUGCCCAUGCCAACCAACCAGUUGAU
This is a messenger RNA of Hyla sarda, 5398 nucleotides long. Its product is annotated as patatin-like phospholipase domain-containing protein 6. Gene Ontology annotation, molecular function: phosphatidylcholine lysophospholipase A1 activity. Lineage: Eukaryota; Metazoa; Chordata; Amphibia; Anura; Hylidae. Bases 272 to 3922 code for a protein of 1216 amino acids. Gene Ontology annotation, biological process: phosphatidylcholine metabolic process. The record is from RefSeq and is a predicted model, not a curated record. Gene Ontology annotation, cellular component: endoplasmic reticulum. The transcript is spliced from 35 exons.